Mustela lutreola (European mink) is the source of this 1700-nucleotide messenger RNA. It is a transcript of the gene OXSM, whose product is annotated as 3-oxoacyl-ACP synthase, mitochondrial. Lineage: Eukaryota; Metazoa; Chordata; Mammalia; Carnivora; Mustelidae. Gene Ontology annotation, molecular function: 3-oxoacyl-[acyl-carrier-protein] synthase activity. Gene Ontology annotation, biological process: fatty acid biosynthetic process. The transcript is spliced from 3 exons. The coding region runs from base 234 to 1616 and encodes 460 amino acids. The record is from RefSeq and is a predicted model, not a curated record.
GAACGGCCCCCGGCCGCGCCCAGCUCAGACACAGCGCGUGCGCGCGCAUGAGCGGCCGGGCGUGUGCAGACAGCGGCUGCGCGGCCGGCGUGAGGCCUCGUGAAGCUCCCACCGAGCACCAGAAGGGAAUCGGCUAUCGUUUGUUAGGCCUACAAAGUAUCUAAACAACAGCGAUUACCUCCAGGACGUGCUGUGAUCUGUUACAGGAAUGUGUUUCUGAUCGAAUCUCAAUCAUGUUGUCAAACUGCUUGCAAAAUUUCUUAAAAAUGACAAGCCCUCAUGUAUAUCCAAGAUUAUGUCAGCGACUAAUAGGAAGUAAAAGGAGGUUUUCCGGAACCGUGCCAACGUUCAGAUUUCGUAGGCGGGUUGUCAUUACAGGCAUUGGCUUAGUGACUCCUCUGGGUGUUGGAACUCAGCUGGUAUGGGAUCGUCUCAUCCGAGGAGAGAGUGGAAUUAUUUCCCUGGUCGGUGAGGAGUAUAAGAAUAUCCCUUGCAGUGUUGCUGCUUAUGUGCCAAGAGGUGGUGAUGAAGGUCAGUUCAAUGAACAAAACUUUGUGUCCAAAUCCGAUAUCAAGUCCAUGUCUUCUCCAACCAUUAUGGCCAUUGGGGCUGCAGAGUUAGCCAUGAAAGAUUCUGGCUGGCACCCUCAAUCAGAAGCUGAUCAAGUGGCGACUGGAGUUGCAAUUGGCAUGGGAAUGGUUCCUCUUGAAGUUGUUUCUGAAACUGCUUUGAUGUUUCAGACAAAAGGUUAUAGUAAAGUCAGCCCGUUCUUUGUCCCUAAGAUUCUGGUCAAUAUGGCAGCAGGCCAGGUCAGCAUUCGGUAUAAACUCAAGGGCCCCAAUCAUGCAGUGUCUACAGCCUGUACCACAGGAGCUCAUGCUGUGGGAGACUCCUUUAGAUUUAUAGCCCAUGGUGAUGCUGAUGUGAUGGUGGCUGGAGGCACAGAUUCUUGCAUUAGUCCUUUAUCUCUUGCUGGGUUUUCCAGAGCUCGUGCUCUGAGCACAAACCCUGAUCCUAAGUUGGCAUGUCGACCAUUUCACCCCAAAAGAGAUGGUUUUGUAAUGGGAGAAGGUGCAGCUGUGCUGGUGCUGGAAGAAUAUGAUCAUGCCAUUGAACGAGGGGCGCGGAUCUACGCAGAAAUUUUGGGCUAUGGACUCUCAGGUGAUGCUGGUCACAUAACUGCGCCUGACCCUGAAGGAGAAGGUGCCUUAAGAUGUAUGACUGCAGCUGUAAAAGACGCAGGUGUACAACCUGAAGAGAUAUCCUAUGUCAACGCGCAUGCUACUUCCACCCCAUUGGGAGAUGCUGCUGAAAACAAAGCUAUCAAACAUCUUUUCAAAGACCAUGCACCUGCCCUUGCAGUUUCUUCAACUAAGGGAGCCACAGGACAUCUGUUGGGAGCUGCAGGGGCAGUUGAGGCAGCUUUUACUGCUCUGGCUUGUUAUUAUCAAAAACUACCACCUACUUUAAACCUGGAUUGUACAGAACCAGAAUUUGAUCUCAAUUAUGUUCCACUAAAGGCACAGGAAUGGAAAAUUGAGAAAAGAUGUAUUGGACUCACCAAUUCCUUUGGUUUUGGUGGUACUAAUGCAACACUUUGUAUUGCUGGCAUGUAGUACAAAUAAUUUGUAAUUAAAUAUGAUUUAAAAAAAUAUGAACUAUAUUAAAUGGAGAAAUAAAUGUUUACAUAAAUAUAUCAA